Messenger RNA from Medioppia subpectinata, 594 nucleotides. The record is from the annotation of a GenBank genome assembly. NCBI's taxonomy places the organism in Eukaryota, Metazoa, Arthropoda, Arachnida, Sarcoptiformes, Oppiidae.
AUGGGACGUCAAUAUCAAUGCGAUUACUGUUUGCGUCGAUUCAAAGACUUACCACAAAAUCGGAAAAAACAUCUCAAGAGUAAUGAACACAAGAAUGCGGUCAAAGCCUAUCACUCGGCGCUGAAGACCAGUCGGGAUCUGUUGGCGGAUGAGCUCAACAAAAGUGUUUGCAAUCAUUACUACAGACACGGCUUCUGUAAGUUUGGCGACAAUUGUAUUCAUUCGCAUCUGACGUGGGAUCGGCUCCAAGAGCUCAGACACCGGGCCAUCGCUGAAGACAUGGCCGCCGCCGUCGCCGCUGUCAGCGGCAGACAAUCGCAGACAAAUGUGUGGCCAAUUGGUGGCGAACAGGGCUUUGACGCCACCACUCAUUUAGACGUAUGGCUCCGGAAGCGGUUCAAUACGACCACCAGUGGUGCCGAAGACAAUGUAGGAGAUAGUGGUGGCCAUCGGUUGUCGGCCAUCAAUACGUGCGACACUUUUGCCGAUUUAAAGGCUGUUUUCAAUGCGUUAGACGCGAGACAAAUACCCAUCUCUUUGAUUCCGCCCACAAUUGAAGACUUUAAUGAAUCGGAGGAAUGCGAGUGGAAGUGA